Messenger RNA from Callorhinchus milii (elephant shark), 1014 nucleotides. Its product is annotated as E3 SUMO-protein ligase PIAS3-like. Gene Ontology annotation, molecular function: zinc ion binding; transcription coregulator activity; SUMO ligase activity. Gene Ontology annotation, biological process: regulation of transcription by RNA polymerase II; protein sumoylation. The record is from RefSeq and is a predicted model, not a curated record. Lineage: Eukaryota; Metazoa; Chordata; Chondrichthyes; Chimaeriformes; Callorhinchidae.
UUCGGCGCGGAGAGGAGCGGAGGAAGAAAUGGCACAAGAUGGCGGAUGGCGUUGACCUGAAGCACAUGGUGACCAGCUUUCGAGUGACCGAGUUACAAGUGCUUCUGGGCUUCGCUGGUCGAAACAAGAGUGGGCGGAAACACGAGCUUCUGAGCAAAGUCUUUCAGAUGCUGAAGUUUGGCUGCAGUCCAGCGGCACAGAUGAAGAUCAAAGAGUUGUACAGGCGCCGUUUCCCACGCAAGCCCGUGGCCCCGAUGGAUCUCUCGGUGCUGUCCGUGCAGCCGAAUGAGAGACCCUCCUCCAGCACGGUGGGGCUGCCUCUGUCCUCGAGCUCCGUGUCUCAGCGUCACUAUCAUGUCUCGUCUGGCUCAGUCCCCCAGGCCUCCGGCUCGCUGCUCUCCCCCCGGGGCCUGCUGGUGCUGAAGAGGGAGGUGGACCUGUCUCAGCUCUCGCCCCCCCCCGCACACCCGGUCCAUCCCGACGUCACCGUGAAGAGGCUGCCCUUCUACGACUUGUACGAUGAGCUGAUCAGGCCGACGACACUAGCCUCCAGCAGUAGCCAGAGGUUCGAGGAGGCAAAUGUCACGUUUGCACUGACUCCACAGCAGGUUCAGCAGAUCUGCUCCUCCAGAGACUUGUUACUGGGAGCGAAAGGUGACUACACAGUGCAGGUUCAGCUCAGGUUCUGUUUGUGUGAGACCAGCUGUCCCCAGGAAGAUUACUUUCCCCCCAACCUGUACGUGAAAGUGAACGGGAAGUUGUGUCCUUUACCUGGCUACCUGCCUCCCACCAAGAACGGGGUGGAGCCGAAAAGGCCGAGCCGAGCCAUCAACAUCACCUCCCUCGUCAAGAUGACAGCCACCGUCCCCAACACCAUCACAGUCAACUGGACCUCGGAGUACGGCAGGAACUACUCGGUGUCCGUCUACCUGGUCAAACAGCUGACGUCAGCCACGUUACUGCAGAGACUGCGGGCCAAAGGCAUUCGGAAUCCAGACCACUCGCGGGCACUGA